AUGGUGGGAGUGAUUGAUCAACUCCGGAUGCCUGAUAAUGGGGAAGGAAGAAAGUUAACAUUAGUUGAUACAAAGACGCAUGGUCAACCAAUGCUUCCUGCUGAACCACAAUACAGAAAUGGAAGGCUACAAUUGAAGUUCUAUAAGCAUUUGUGGGACAAUAUGGUUUCUAAUAACUUCCCUUCUAAACAAUUUUAUGAACAUUUUUCCAUGGAUCCUCAACACAAAUUAUCUGAUGAAGUGAAGAUGAAUGCCACUGAUUCAGGUUUUCCUGCUCAGGUACUGCAGCAACAAUGUUGA
This is a messenger RNA of Chenopodium quinoa (quinoa), 300 nucleotides long. Its product is annotated as exonuclease V, chloroplastic-like. The coding region runs from base 1 to 300 and encodes 99 amino acids. Lineage: Eukaryota; Viridiplantae; Streptophyta; Magnoliopsida; Caryophyllales; Amaranthaceae. The transcript has 3 exons. The record is from RefSeq and is a predicted model, not a curated record. Gene Ontology annotation, molecular function: single-stranded DNA 5'-3' DNA exonuclease activity. Gene Ontology annotation, cellular component: nucleus. Gene Ontology annotation, biological process: interstrand cross-link repair.